CGCCCUCGCCCGCCGCCCGUCGGCCGCUCGGGCCGCCCCCGGGGGAAGAGUCUGAGGAGGCGCGGGGCCGCGGCGGACUAAGGCGCCGCAAGGCAGCAUCGGGCUGCGGACGCUCGGUUCGGGCCCAGGGAGCUGCUCAUCUGCGACCGAUGUCCUCAAGAUGGAGGCGGCGGGGGCGACGGCGUGAGGAGGAGGAGGGCGGCGCGGAGAGCGCGGGAGCAGGCCGAGGGGCGGCGGGGGCGGCGGGAUGGGGCUGCUGCUCAUGAUCUUGGCGUCGGCCGUGCUGGGCUCGUUCCUCACGCUGCUCACACAGUUCCUGCUGCUCUACCGCAGACAGCCCGAACCGCGGGCAGACGAGGCAGCCCGCGCGGGCGACGGCUUCCGCUACCUUAAGCCGGUGCCGGGCCUGCCCCUCAGGGAGUACCUCUAUGGCGGCGGCGCCGAGGAGCCCGCUGCUGGGUCCUCCGAGGCCGGCGCCAGCACGACACCGACCCCCGACAGCCCGGCCCCGCCGACGCUGGAGACCUGCUACUUCCUCAACGCCACCAUCCUGUUCCUGUUCCGGGAGCUGCGGGACACCGCGCUCGCCCGCCGCUGGGUCACCAAGAAGAUCAAGGUGGAGUUCGAGGAGCUGCUGCAGACCAAGACGGCCGGCCGCCUGCUGGAGGGGCUGAGCCUGCGCGACGUGUUCCUGGGUGACACCGUGCCCUACAUCAAGACCAUCCGGCUGGUGCGGCCCGUGGUGGCUUCGGGCACCGGCGAGCCCGACGAACCCGACGGGGACGCUCUGCCCGCCACCUGCCCGGAGGAGCUGGCCUUUGAGGCGGAGGUGGAGUACAACGGCGGCUUCCACCUGGCCAUCGACGUGGAUCUAGUGUUCGGCAAGUCCGCCUACCUGUUCGUGAAGCUGUCGCGCGUGGUGGGUAGGCUGCGCUUCGUCCUCACCCGCGUGCCCUUCACCCACUGGUUCUUCUCCUUCGUGGAGGACCCGCUGAUUGACUUCGAGGUGCGCUCCCAGUUCGAGGGGCGGCCCAUGCCCCAGCUCACCUCCAUCAUCGUCAACCAGCUGAAGAAGAUCAUCAAGCGCAAGCACACCCUGCCCAGUUACAAGAUCAGGUUUAAGCCGUUUUUUCCAUACCAAGCCUUGCAAGGAUUUGAAGAAGAUGAAGAUCUUAUCCAUAUUCAACAAUGGGCACUUACUGAGGGCCGGCUUAAAGUUACAUUGCUAGAAUGUAGCAGGUUACUCAUUUUUGGAUCCUAUGAGAGAGAAGCAAAUGUUCAUUGCACACUUGAGCUAAGCAGUGGUGUUUGGGAAGAAAAACAAAGGAGUUCUAUUAAGACGGAUUUUAUCAAGAGUUACUUUUUCUGGGCCCGGAUUCUGAUGCUGGAGAAGCAGUUCAAGACAGAGGGAUACUGUCCCUGUGGGACUAGUGUCAACUAGAUGUGUGGUGUGGAAGAACACUGGGGUAAAGGAGAGGAAGCUGCCAGUGAACCUGAAGAGUGAGGGUAGCUAUCUCUGCAACUUGACAGCUGCUACUAUGAAGAAAGCAAAAUGAAAAUGAUGCUCUUAGAUCUUACUGUUGGGUACAUCCUUCAAUUUAAAAAUUGGUAGCAUAAAUUUUUCUUGGAGAAAUAGAAUAAUUUUGACCUGAGUGAGAAAUAAAAAUGAAAUUAAACUAACAGAGGAGGAUGGUCUGACUCACAGAGCUUGGUUAUGAGAAAGAAACAAGAGUUGUUGAAGAUUGUGAAUGUGGUAGAAGAGGGGUUUUAAGAGUGUCCUCGAUGUGUCUGUGUGUGUGUGUCAAUAUAAUGUGUCUUUCUCUGACGUUUUGAGACAGGGAAUCUUAUUAAACCUGGUGUUCCUGUUUUGGCAAUGCUAGCAGGUCAGGGACUCUAAGGGACCUGACUUUCUGGGUUCUAUCCUGCCCCACCUCCCACCCCUUGCACUGGGGUUAGAGAUUAGCAUUGCUGUGCCCACCAUUUCUUUUUUUUUUGGUUCUUUUUUUCGGAGCUGGGGACCGAACCCAGGGCCUUGCGCUUCCUAGGUAAGCGCUCUACCACUGAGCUAAAUCCCCAGCCCCCCCACCAUUUCUUUAAGUUGCCUUUUUUCUUCCUUGAGACACUUUCACUGUGUCACCCUUGUCUAGCUUGGAACCCAUUAAUAUAGACUAGGCUGGCUUGAUCUCAGAGAUCUGCCUGCCCCUGCCUCCCAAGUGUCUGGGAUUGAAGGUGUGCAUCACUCCCAGCCAGCUAUGCACAGCAUUUAUGUGGAUGCUGGGAACAUGAACUUAGGUCCUUAUGCGUGUACAGUUAUCUAAUUAGCUAUCUCUCUAGGCCAAGGUAAGUAGGCAUAGAGGUCUCUUCUGUCUGUUCGUCCAUCUGUCUGCGUGCGCUCUCUCUCUCUCUCUCUCUCUCCCCCUCUCCCUUCCUCCCUUCCUCCUUUCCCCCUUUCCUCCCCCCUUUCCCCUCUUCUCUUUCCUCCUGGUUGUUAUUCCUGUACCACCUUAAAGUUUACAUUUUCAAUCAAUUUGAAGUAGCUUCUCUAAGGAAUGAAAUAAUAUCUGGGUUUAGAGGUUGUGCCAAAAUACAUAACUCUAAAAAAGAUUAUUGUUUUGUCUGGUUAAAUUUGGCUUCACUUUGAGUUGUUCAUAAUUUACCAUUGCUGCUAGCAUCUUCAGUUUUCUUUAUUUUAUCUUCAAAGGUAAGAGAUUGGACAGAUUUAAUAUUUUAUAGCAAAGGUUAGUAAGAUAUUUAAUUUUGAAUUAUUAUUUUAGAUCCUAGCAUAUGUCACAGGUAGUUGUCAAGAAAGAGUAAUUUAACCAGGUGUUAAAAAUGUCAACAACAGUGUCAACCAAUAAAUUGAAAUUUUGUGAAUUUAAUAAUUCCUAAGAAGGCAAAUUAUAUUGGCAGAAUUGAGUCAUAUAGUAUGAGUAACUCUGUGUGUGUGUGUGUGUGUAUGUGUACAUGUGUGUGUACAUGUGUGUAUAUGCAUAUGCUUGUAGAGGCUAAAUGUCAAUCUCUAUUAUUAUGCUAGGGCUGGGGGGGGGAAAACCCUCUAUUAUUCCAGAAGAAAAACAGAACAAAACUUCUUUUUGUUCAGAUGAGAUCUCUCACUGGCCUGGAACUCACUGAAUAGGCUAAACUAACCCAUUGGCCAAUGAGCAUUGAACUCCAGAGAUCUCCAGCACUGGAAUUACAACGUGUGUGCCACCAUGCCCAGGGGUGGUGGUUUUUUGGUUGUUGUUUUUGUUUUUUUAUGUGUGAAAUAGGUGUCAAAUUCAGACUCUCCCUUGUUUUCACAGUAGGCACUUUACCAGCUGAAAAAUAGAAUUGUGAAUGUAUUUUAGAUGGCUAGUUCAUAAGAAAAUAAAUGUGUUUGACAGUUUCUUUUUAAGUUAAUAGAAAUAGAGGCAAUAGGGGAGGCACUCCUGAAGUGGGUGUGUGCUAAUGAGCUGGAAACAGCAUAUACACAAAGCACUCACCAGCAGACUGAGGACCCAUUGUAGGUUACUCACUAGUACUGUCUCCUAGCCCUUGUCAGUCCUAGGCUGCUUUUGUACCUACUCUGUUGCUUGCAUGUAGCCCACAUGGGGAAAUGUUUCCUGUCAUCUGCCACUGUCCUCUUUUGUAGGCUAAUCUUGAUGUUGCUCUCUGCAGUUCCUACUCUAGCCACAACUCUUCCCUCGUGAAAUAGCUAUAUAAAGAUAAACGGAGGGGGGAAAGAUUAGCAUUACCGACUGACAAGAUAGUGAGGCACGGAGAAGAGAAGUCUCAUACCACUAAUGAUUAAUGGUUGAGAAAUCUGCUGCUGUCAGCUACACAGGUAUUAAUAAGUUUCUUAGACUAUUUUGCAGUUUAGUGGCUGAAUGUUCUGGAAGGAAAGAGGAGGCUGUAAGAGGAGGAGUAAGUGGCUGGUGAUCUUUAAGGUCUGAUUGACAAAAAUUAUCAUGCCCUGUUGCUUGAUCAAAUCUCUGAGUGAUUCCUUACUUCCCCAAAGAUCAAGACAGGCGGCUUUAUAUGGCCAGGAAAGGGACCUGGUAAGCUUGGUGCCUUCAUGUCCUCUCCCAUUCUCAGCCCCAGUCACGCUAGCAUUCAGUACUUCUGAUUGGCCUUACUAUGUACUAUACAUCUCUGAUAAUUGUAUAUCCUUCCUAAAUUGUCCUAAAGUUCUUUCUUGAAAACUGUGACAUGUGCUAACUCAGCUUGUUUCUCCAUGUACAUCUAUAUUCUCCAGACCUCUGCUUGUGCCAGGGCUUAGCCUGUUUCAGUAGAAAAACCCUGCGCCACAGGUUCCUGCGCAUACCGCUCUGCGCUUCUGCCCUGGGCUCGCUCUCUCUGACCUGGCCGGUCACUCUCUCACUAGUUCCAGCUCCAUCUGGCCAUAGGGACUAGCAACUAGCGCUAAUUUAUAUCAGUGGCUCCACCAUUCUCCCCUAAGUACUCUCUGACCCAGGCGGUCUACGGUCCGUUCCAGUUUGGCAUCUUGCCACGCUGCUUUGCUUUCACUCACAGUUCCCUUGGAGGGGUUGUUACCACGCCAGGCUCACACAUCCCAAUUCUGUAGCAGGCUUGGUGCAUCUGGCCACCGCAUCUUCUCUUGCCACAUGAGAGAGCACACCACACAGUAACCUCUGAUCCAAUUGAUAAGAUAUAAUUUGCUCAUCUAGACAGCACAAAAUCUUGUACACACCCAUCCCUUAAAAAUAUUCAUAACAACCUGUAUCUAUGAGCAGAGAAGAAUCUUAACAUCUGCUGCCAUGUUCUCCCAGUUCCUUCUCUUUUUAAAACUUUUUUCCCACCUAUCCUGUCCUUCCUUCUCAUCCAAUGACAGGUCUCAUUGUAUCCUAUACUUGCCUUCUUGCAUAAAGACAUUAAUCUACAGUUUGCCAUUGUUCAGAUAUAUUCAUGAACUUCUUUCCUGUUCCAUUCCUGGGGUGUCCGCUGUUAUUCCAGGUUCUCAGUGUCAGUAGUUUUCAGCUGUAGUUGAUGGAUGUGAUACACUCAUGGGAAAUGAGAGUGGACUGGAGAAAGAAACCAGGGUAUUCUUCCUCCUACCAGCUGGUUUAUCGUUUUUUUUUUAAAUGCCCCCUGACAGAUAUGUAUGUCUGAAUACUUGGUCCCAAGUUGGUGGAAUACAUGGGGAUGAUUAGUCGGUGUGGCAUUUUGGAAGCGAUGUCUCACUGGAGUCCUGUGGUGGGCUUUUAGGUUUCAAAAACUACAGGCCAUAUGCAUUGAGCUCUCUAUUUCCUGCUUGUUGUUACAGAUGUGACCUUUCCAUGACUGAUCCUUGCCAUCAUAUUUGGCCCACUCUCCUCACAAGACAAGACUCUAUUCUUGUUUCCACUUGAUGUUCAGCCCCAAUAACCACUUAAGUCUAUCCUUUAGUCUAAGGUUGAUAGUGACCUCUUACUUUUGCUGGUAUCUGAGUUUUCUCUUGUUUGGAAUUCAGUUUUUCUCUUACCAGCAAGUUACUCCCAUUCUCUCUUGCUUUCGAUAUUUCAGAAUUUUUCACCUGCCAUAUCAAUGUCAGCUACCUACAGUAGUCACUUCUGGGACCUUUCCUAUCUGACAGACUCAUGUGUUAAGUAGGUGUCACAGCUGGAGUUUUAGUUACAUUUGUAUAAUUGUAUAAUUUGACCUAUGUUGUUUCCAGCAGAAUCUUCUGUUAUAGUAAGUACCUUGAUAGGCUUGGUUCUGCAUUCAGUAAGUAUUCUGGUAAGACUAAGUCUAACUAUCUAGACAUCAGUCUCCAAGUACUUUCCCAAUUUUUCUUCCAGACUGCCAUGAUUUCAGCAUGACUUUUAGUCAUGCCUUGAUUUCCUUUUUUCUUCCCUGGAUAUAUUCCAUUUCUUUAAAAAAAAUAAAAAUAUUUAGGAUGAGGAAAUCUUCCAAAUGAGAUUUAUUAAUUAAUGUUGCUUCUGUAAGGAGCUGUUUUUUCAGUGUGAGAAUCUGAGUUUACAAUUGUAGUACCCCGUGAUGCAUUUUCUUUCUGGCAGGACUAAAAGCAUCAAAAGAAUGCCUCAUAAGUAUAGUUCAGCAUAGCUAAAAUAAACAUCUUGAUGUGAUUUAAAAUCGAACUAUCUUUAUUUUGUCUUAGUUUUGGACAAUUUUAGAAGCCUUGUUGGGUAAUAAUGAGUAAAAAUCUAUAUUUCCAAAUUUCUUUACAUAUUACUGACAGUCCCUACAAAUGAUUUUAAAGGGCUUUCUGAAAAACUUUAAUUUUAAGUAAGAACAUUUGACUUCUAAGUACAUUAGACCAGAUGCCUAGGACUUGGCAUUUUGGUGUGUUUACUUAAGGCCACAUGCCUGGCAGGUCGAAUUUUGGUGUGCCUAUUUAACCAUUUGCCAUUUGCAGUCUUAAUCUUAUCAAAAGGAAGAGAAAGAUUAAAGCAAAUAAAGCUUUAUUUGAAAAUGUCAGUCUUUUAUGAAAACUUUGGUUUAGUUCAGCUUGAUAACAUUUGAGAAUACAGUAGGGACUUGAUGAAAUUUUAACCAUAUGUAAUUUAUAAUUGGUUUCUUAAAUAAGGCAAAUGCUCUAAUAGUAAAUUCUGUAUAACAUUUCCACUCUUAAAAGUUCAUCUUAGUUAAAAAUAACUGUCUUGGCUUUUUAUACUCUGGUAUGAUUGUGAAAUUCUGAGAACAAGUAAGAAUUUAUAUUAGAAUAGUUUACUUUAAAUCAAAGUAGUCUAGUAUACUAAGAAUGAGGAGUCUAGGACACUGAGACACAAUAUGAGGUGUGAUCCAUGCUGUGAUCCUUCUUUUUUUUUUUUUUAAGAUUUAUUCAUUUAUUAUAUAUAAGUACACUGUAGCUGUCUUCAGACACACCAGAAGAGGGCAUCAGAUCUCUUUACAGAUGGUUGUGAGCCACCAUGUGGUUGCUGGGAAUUGAACUCAGGACCUCUGGAAGAGUAGUCAGGUGCUCUUAACCACUGAGCCAUCUCUCCAGCCCGCUGUGAUCCUUCUUGACAAGAACGAGAGGUCAGCAUUUCUGUGUGCAUCGUGUAUUACUGUUAGUAGCUCUGAUCAUGUCGGUUUCAGAGCAGAAGUGCCCUGAGCUUCUGAUAAAGGAAAGUAACAUUCUUUGUGGAAAGCUAGAAAAUAAUGUGUUAAAAAGGUGACAAGUGGAAGAAGCAUCACAGUGUCCUUAGGGGUUUGAGAGAGAGACUAUAGAGAGCACUUCAGGGUGGAAGACAUAAGACCCCUCUCUCUCUGAGUAUCUGAGUAUACUGAGUGGGUAGAGUGAGCUGUCCAAGUUCACUAAAAGAUUAUGGUAAUGCAGGAAAGUUAUUCAAAACUAGAAUAAGAUCUUUAUAUAGAAUCAAGACAGUAGAAAGUAUGGAGGCUUUUAGAAUAAAACAUUUUUAAUCAGAAUCUCUGUGGGUUUUUCUCUGUAGCCUCAGCUGUCCUAGAACUCACUCUGUAGACCAGGCUAGCCUCAAACAGGAUCAAAGCUGUGUACUACCACAGCCCAGCUCAGAAUCUCUCUUUCGGGAAGAUGAAGAGUGGCCUUUUUGGCAGCAUGACCAUGUCAAGGUCUAAAUCCAUCUCAUCUAUAAAGUACUUAAUUAUUCUGUAAAUCAAACUGACACUGUACACAAUCUGAUGAGAGGUCAGGGCCUCUGUAUUUAUGAAUGUCUGACGCAGCACUUGGCAUGAAGUAGGUCAUCAGUUAUGUGUUUGUUGAAUCUGAGUAGUAGAGUCAAGAAUGUGAUCUAGCAAUGGAAAAACUUGACAUAGAGGGAAUGAGCAUCUAUGAGGUUGGUGAUAAUGGACAUGAAAAAUGGGACCAGCAUUGCUCUGGAUAGCCCUGGAAAUGGGAGAGUUUUAGAGAAAGGAAGCUAGAAGGAACAGCUUUGAGGAGGUAGAAGAAAAAGCAGAUAUUCUGGACAACUUAGUUGUGAACUGGUAGGGACUGACAAAGGUCAGUCCAGAGAUGAGGUUUUCUUUUGAUUUGCUGUUUAUUUUGUUUUUAUAUAUUCAGCCCUAUUAUUUCACCUUUCAGUGAACUCUUAAAUUCAACAGUUUAUUUGUACCCUAUGCCCUCUAUUUAAGGUUCAAAUAGGAUAGGAGAAAUUGUGAUUUCAUAAUAUACUGAUAAGAAUUGAAAUUCAUUUUGUAUUUUGGCAGUGCUAGAGAUCAAACCCAGGACCUUGCACAUGCUAAUAAGUUCUAACAGUGAUCUGCAUCCCCAACUCUAGUUUGUCUGUUUGCUUGCUUGUUUGUUUGUUUUUAAGGGCUGUUGAAGGGCCUUGGGAAAUGAUUCAGUGGGUAAAGUGCUUGCCACGUAAGCAAGAACUGAGUGUGUAAAAGCCAACAGUGGUGGUAGAAAUCUGUAACCUCAGCAGCAGUUGUUGGGGAGUGGUGUUGACAGACUGACCCCCUAAAGCUCACUAGCAUCCUAUCUCUGAACAAAUGGUGAAAUCCAAGUUCAGUGAGAUAACCUGUCUCAGAAAGUAGGUGAAAAUGAAAAUCAACUGAAGACACCCACGUGACCUCUAGCCUGCACAUAUACAAACAUACACAUAAAACACGUGCGAAGAAGAGCUGCUUGGAGAAAAUUAAGGAGCUAAUAGUCACAAAGCAUAAGUGUCACUUUAGGUUCUAUUUCGUAAGGCAUUUACUUCACUGUGACCCAAGAGAAAUGAUGAGUUUAACCCACACUGUUUCAGGAACUCAUCUUUUCAAAGUGUACUAAUACCUUCUCAUAAAAUCGUCCUUCACUAGAGAGAGAACUCACUCUCAGACAUGCACAGAUGCUGAAUGCAGAGCUGAUCACAGAUGAUUCAGGAAUGUGUUGAAGAUACUGCCAGGCCUUGUGCAGUAGGUGGAAUCCACCUCACUGCCCACAUGUUCUCAGUCAAAGGUAAUCAACACUCACAAGGUAUUAUCAUGGGUGGCUGCCAUGGAACAUACAUUAACCAUAUAAUUCUUGUUAAUCCCGUAAGAAUAGGCAUAUCAUCAUCAUUAUGUAUAUAAAGAAAACAAGGUACAAAAAGAUAAAAUAAUGCCCAAUUAGCAGGUACCAGAGGCAUUCUACAAACCCAGAUUGAGUGUCUCUUGGCUGCUGCUCUGUUUUGCUAUAACCACUCUGCUUCAGGUUAUUCUGGAUCAAAUAUGAAUGACCAUGACCAGGAAACAUGGGUUCAAGUUACUCUGAAUGUAUUUUGUUUUGGAAGUGGUUACACAAACUUUUACAGCUCCAGGAUGAAAAAGGAAAGUCAUAAGUUAGCAUAGAUACCAUUUACAUUGGUAGGAAACACCAGGCAAGUAGACCACAACAAGUUGGGGGGAAAUUUCCUCUGUAGAUUUUUGGUGUUAUAGUAUACUUGGCUUUUGGGUUGGUUGAGGCUAGAGCUCUACUAAAUGUAAACAUUCUGAGAAGUUUAAAAUUGGUGUAAUUUUGUAAAAUUGGGAGACUAUUAAGCCAGAUAUAGACAUUAAGACAGUUGGCUGAAAGGGGCUUGUAACAUCCAUGGAUUUUUAGUUAAACACCUGCGGCAUUUCAUCUCCAUAGUUAGGUUAGUCAAGCAAGUCCUCUGUGGGAUAUGUAACAUGGAUACAGCAUCUUCAGAGAACAUAAUUUCACCUAUUAUAUCUUCUCCACUGAUGGUAUCCAGUGUGCCUGGGUUCAAGUCCAAAUUCUUCCACUCUAGUUGUGUGAUGGUGAACUUCAUCUCCUAGAGAAGAGAAGUAAACAAUGGUCUGCCUAGAUCAAAAGGCUGUUAAAAUAACGCCAUCUGAAUAAUCAAUAAUGAAGUUUUCUUCUUUUUACAUUUGAUUAAAGCCUUUGUUGAUGCUUUGAUCUGAAAUAAAUUUAAGUUUUAUAUAACCAUUCUAGUGAAAUAAAAGGAAAGAAAAGCAGGCAAAGGCUGAGGCUGUGGAAGCCUCUCCCUUAGUCCCUCAGCCAUGCCUUCUAGUUCUUCCUAUUACAAGGUCAGGAGGGCAAGCCAAAUGUUUCCUGGGCAUGACAGAAAGUGGUUUUCAUUGGUACAAAUUUCUUAUUGAUAUAAAGUGGGAUUGAUACUGUUAUUUUCUUAUAGGCAUUGUGUCUAUACAACACAUUGAAGAAUACAAGGCUUAUACCCAGUCCUUUACUGCUAUUAGAAAACUAAUCCGAGAUGAUUAACCAUAAGAGUUAAGGAUCAGAUAGCAAAUUCAUGGCUGAAAAUUUAUUGUUAGAGUGCUUUCAAGAUAAUUUAUUAAUAUAAUUAACAGUUCCGAUUGCUUACAUAGUUAGAUGGUUUUCAGCAACAUCAGAAAUUCACAAAAAGUGACAUUUAUUAUUUUUUUUAAUCAUUUGUUGAUAGCUGUCUGCUCCUAACAGCUCCCAUUUGGUGAAUUCAAUGAAGAAAUUGAACAUCACUACCUCAGGUAGCCACUUUGCAGAAAUUGCCUAUUUUAUCUACAGACAAAAUACUGUCCAGAAAAGGACACAUUGCAGAAUAGUUGACUGAUAAUUUCUGCUGAGCCAGAAUGAUCAGCCCUUCAUAAUUCUGCUUUUCAAAAGUCUGUCAGGUGAUCCCAGGCCCAAGGCUGAAGACUUGCUCUCACGUGUUGCUAACUGGGGACUGUGCAAGUAGACAAUUGUCUCUUCAACCUGCCUCAGUUCGGGAAGCUGUGUUAGGCUUUCUAUAUAAUCAGACAAUAUUGGUCAUUCUCAGAUUUCUGACAGGGUUGAAACUAGUUAUAGUCUCAUAGCCUACCCAGGCUGUUUAACUUUGAGAAGACAUAUUUAUUUGGAUAAUUAUCAGAGUGUAUACAAGCUAGCCAGGACAUAACAUAGAUGUUAAGCCUUUCUUAAGCUAGAAUAGAUAACUAAAUGUUCUGUUUAACUGAUAAAAUGUUGGACUGGGUGUUAGGUGUAUUUUAUGCUUUAUAAAUUACAAAUGAUAAUAGUUGUGCUCAGCUUACAUUUGAGAGAAAAGCUUUUUUUUUUGUUUUGUUUUUGUUUUUAAUUAGACAGAAAGGGUAAAGUGUCGGUUGAUGUCUAUGUGCAGGUGAGGGCUGGCACAAGUUAGGUCAAGGCCAUGAUUGGACAGUAAAAAAAUAAGGGGGGGACAAAGCUUUUGUAAGGGGACGAGAAGGAGGAGAAGAGAAUCAAGAUGGAGAUGGAGAAGGACGACCCAGAUCUGGGUGGUCUUGAAUGGCCCUGGGUAGUUAUGUAUAUUUCUUAAGGGAUGGAUCUCUGUAGGUCAGUAGGUGGGCGGCUUAUAUCCUUAUCAGUUUGUUGUGAGUUUACUGUGUGGAUGUAUUGUGGAUUGAGAAUCUAACAUAUAAAUCUGAUUGGUGGGCUGCAGUUGUUGAGUCUUGAUUUCACUGGGUAGCUGGAACCAGAGAGUGUGAGGCUAGCAGAGAGCUGCCAGGAGAGAUACUAACCAGAGACAAAUUAUGGUUAGUUCCAUAUGGUCCCAGGGUGCUGGAACUAACUCAAGAGACGAGCAUGGCAGAAGGCUCUCGAACCACCUGAGUCUGAGAGUACUUGGGGUCAGCAUGGAGCUGCUGAGAUUAAAGUACCCCAUGGUGCCAUACGGCCCCACUGGUCCCGGCAGUAGCGUGGGAUAAAAGGUUACCUUUUUUUUGUUUGUUUGUUUGUUUUUGUUUUUUUUAAUAUUUACUGCAACAGGGGUGCUUUUGUCUGUUUUUGAGAUAUGAGACCUAGGGCUGGAGAGAUGACUCAGUGGUUAAGAGCACUUGCUAUUUUUGGAGAGAAUCUGGGUUCAGUUCCCACCACCUGAUAGCCAUAUGAUGGCUUAAAACUAUCCGUAACUCCAUUUCCAGUUCCAGCUAUGUAUGUCAGACACCCUGUUCUGCUUUCUGAAGGCAACAGAUAUAUACAUUGCUCACAUACAUAUAUGCAGGCAAAAUAUUCAUAAAAUAAAAUGUUAAACAUGAAUUUAAAUUUUAAAAACUAUUUUUAAAGAUGAGAAAGCCACGCAGGGUGUGGUGGCGCAUACCUUUAAUCCCAGCACUCAGUAGGCAGAGCCAGUUGGAUGCCUGAGUUCAGGGAUAGCCUGGUCUACAAAGUGAGUUCCAGGACAAGCUAGGGCUACACAUAGAAGCCCUCUCUCAAAAAACAAAACAAACAAAAGAUAAGAAAGCCAAGUGGUCGCUCUAACAUAAGCAGAUAAGCAGGUUUACUAUAAGGAGGAUGGUUUAUUUGAGAGAAUGACUCUGUUAGGGAAUAUGUAGAUAGCUAGUGAAAAGGGGAC
Molecule: messenger RNA, 12209 nt
Organism: Rattus norvegicus (Norway rat)
Lineage: Eukaryota; Metazoa; Chordata; Mammalia; Rodentia; Muridae
Gene: Pdzd8
Product: PDZ domain containing 8
Biological process (GO): organelle localization by membrane tethering; response to osmotic stress; lysosome organization
Cellular component (GO): endoplasmic reticulum-lysosome membrane contact site; endoplasmic reticulum membrane; mitochondria-associated endoplasmic reticulum membrane contact site
Molecular function (GO): mitochondrion-endoplasmic reticulum membrane tether activity; molecular condensate scaffold activity; diacylglycerol binding
Source: RefSeq, a predicted model, not a curated record